CGUGUUUUGCCGACCUCCGGAGGCUCUAAGUCUUCAAUCUUUCCAUCUUGGGAAAAAGCCACGUCACAAAACUGUUUUCAAGUUGAAAUGGCCACAACUUCGCGGCUAUCUCCAAUAAAGCCUAAUCUAAAGGAGUUUCUUCAGCCUCUCCGGGUUGAACUCGAAAGCUUGUAUGCUUUGUCAUGUCGCCUAUCAUCGUCUUAUAAAAAGUUGGCCGCGGAAUCUUCAGAACACUUUAUUCCAACUGCACUUACCAGUCUCCCAACUGGUCAAGAAACAGGACGCUAUCUUGGUGUCUAUUUUGGUCUGUCCUACCUUCGUGUGGCCUUCAUCGACCUCUUAGGAGAUCAACAUGUGGAAGGACAUACACGCGUAAGGCGCACAUUAGAGAAAGCAUGGCCUAUUGAAGAGCGCCUACGAAAGGAUCAUCCUGUCGACCUCUUCACGUGGAUUGGAGACUGUAUCGCCGAGGUGGUGGCAGACAGACUAGCCAAUCCAAGUGAAGAGCGGAUUGACCAAAUUACGACAGGUAUUUCCUUUUGUCUUCCUAUAAAACAAGAUUCCCUCGAUGAAGCUAUCUUGAUGCCGACAGGAAAAGGCUUUUCUCUAAGCUCAGAUCUCAAUCUCCGCCAAGCCUUGCUGAAUGGAUAUGAACGCCACACGUAUUCGACUCAUGGAGAUGAAAUGAAUAUGCCUGCUAAACGCCGCAGACUAUUUUCUCUUCCUAAGUUGAAAGUCGCAGUCAUGAUCAAUGAUACGACAGCGACACUUGCUUCAUUGGCGUACUCCAUUCCUUCCUUACCCAACACCCGUGUUGUUAUGGGUUUGAUCGUGGGGGCAGGAUGUAAUACGACUGUUCCCAUGAAACUUGCCGACUUACAUGAAUCCAAAACUAAAAGCAUUCUUGAAAAACACCCCGAUGCACAGGAAACACUCAUCUCGACUGAAUGGACUCUCUCCACUGCAGCGGGUUCCUUCGAUGAGCUCGGUAUUCGAACCAAAUGGGACCUUCAGCUCGAUAGAAAUUGCAAAAGACCAGGUUUCCAACCAAUGGAAUAUAUGAUCGGCGGUGGAUAUACUGGCGAGCUUGUCCGCAUCGUCUGUUAUGAUUGGUUCCAUGGUGUUUUGGGAAUAGAACGCUCCAAGUUACCCCUGAAGUUGGUUAAAGAAUAUUCUCUUUCAACAGAUUACCUCUCCCUUGUUGUUGCAUCUUCUCUAUCCGAUCAGCGCUUGGCAAGCGAAUUGUCCAAGACACUUCAACCAUCUCCUGAAAGUGAUUGGAUUUGGUCGCCUGAAUAUGCCCGUGAUAUCCGGGCCAUUGCCUCGGCUGUGCAGGAUCGAGCGGCUUCUUUGGUGGCGUCUGCAGUUGUUGGUCUCCUGGACUGCACCAAUGAAGUCCAAUUGCGCAACACAGCUUCCAAUUGCGCCAAUGGAGAAAAAAUUAGUACAGAAGCUGGAGUUACUGAACAAACGGACUCGGAGUCGGCCUCAUCGUCAACGCCAGGUUGGAAUAGCGGGCCCGAGGAGCUCGCGGUGGCCUAUUCAGGUGGAGUGAUCCAACACUAUCCUCACUAUAAAGACACUGUACAAAGAUAUAUUGAUCGACUGCUCCUGCGAGCUGGUCCUCAAGCAGGAGGAAAGAGUGUGUUCUUGCGGGAGGCCAGUGAUGGCGGGAUCAUUGGAACUGGUGUCCUUGCAGGAACAGCGUCAGGGGAAAUUGGAGAAAUCAAGGUUACUAAUGGUUAA
Molecule: messenger RNA, 1746 nt
Organism: Penicillium vulpinum
Lineage: Eukaryota; Fungi; Ascomycota; Eurotiomycetes; Eurotiales; Aspergillaceae
Product: hexokinase family protein
Exons: 2
Biological process (GO): intracellular glucose homeostasis; glycolytic process; glucose 6-phosphate metabolic process
Cellular component (GO): mitochondrion; cytosol
Molecular function (GO): glucokinase activity; ATP binding; fructokinase activity
Source: RefSeq, a predicted model, not a curated record